UGUGAGAGCUGUGAUUGGUCACAGCUUGUCACAUGGUACAAGGCUGUUGUGAAUAGCCUUGUACCAUAUUUCACUAGUAGUAAGCAAUGAUGUCAGAAGUGACAUCUUGCUUACUACUAUUCAUAUGGUCACUGAUUGGCCAAUCAGUGAUCACAUGAUCGGGACCUCACACAGAGGUCCCAUACAGCGAUUGGUGUCCCGCUGUGUCCGGAGGGAGCGCGCACAGCUUGAAAAUGCGGGCACCAUUUAUGAACAGCAACCCGCUCCUACACCGCUCCCGUCCAACCGCUUAUGUACAUGGGCCGGACAGGAAGUGGUU
Messenger RNA from Staurois parvus, 319 nucleotides. NCBI's taxonomy places the organism in Eukaryota, Metazoa, Chordata, Amphibia, Anura, Ranidae. The record is from the annotation of a GenBank genome assembly.